AUGAAACUUAUAUGUCAUUUAGCUGCUCGAGCUUUAGAGCUAAGCACAUUGUCGGAUAGUGGUUUAGGGGUCUAUACGACAGUUUUACGUAUAGCUUGUUAUUACGCACCAUUUAAGUUCACUUUUACUAUUUUCUGUUGGCGCGUCGAUUGUUUGCCACGUUAUUUUUCGCUUGCUUCGAUUUUAAAAUUUACUUCAGUGUGA
Molecule: messenger RNA, 204 nt
Organism: Schistosoma rodhaini
Lineage: Eukaryota; Metazoa; Platyhelminthes; Trematoda; Strigeidida; Schistosomatidae
Source: the annotation of a GenBank genome assembly